AAUGUUAAAGCUUUUCUAUUGGCAGUGUUACUGUGUUACAGUGUUAGAAUUUAAUAUUGACAGAGAACACUCACAUUACCUUUGUUCUCACUGCUGGAUCCCAAAAUAGACUGGCGGGUGGAGCUACCUGGAAGUAUUUUUAGCAGCUCCCUUAAAAGCUCUUACUUUGUGAACCAUUGUCGAUGAUAGAAUUGAACAACUUUCCCUUCCAACAACCUGGUGAUGAGAGUCUGUCGCUUUCAGAUUUUCAAACGGGACGUAAAGUUUUAUUUUAUUCUAAAUCUAGAUCUUAGUUUUGCAAAAAAAAAGAAACAAUAGUAUGAAAAGUUACAAGGAACAAAACAAUUCACAAUCUUCCAGAUGGAGAUGAAAUGUGAUCUUUGGACACACCUCCACUUCUGUACUCUUUGCGUAAUCUUGCAGAGUGACCAUAUUCCAUAAAUUCCCAAGGGAAGAGAGUUAAGGCACACAAGAGGGUGACAGCAUGAGCAGAGCUGAUGGUAUUCAUUAUUUACUAGACAACACAUGCAAAGCUGGUUAAUGGAGAAGGAAGGAAGGGAAGUAAACACAUUUCUAGGAAAGCGGACAGAUACCACUCUAUGUUUAACAGUGAGAGCAAGAUACUCCAGCUGCUGGCUGUGUUAGAGGUCUGCCAUGGCUUAGCCCCUGGCCAGAUCACCUCCCGUUACUUGUUCAUCGAAAAAUCCAUGACCUGGGUCAAAGGCCGUGAGUUCUGUCAGAGCCACUUUGUGGACCUUGCAGUCUUGAACACAGAGAUGGAAUACUUUGCUCUUCUCAAUACCACCCAUACAAACAAAGCCAGUUUUUGGCUUGGUCUGCACAGGCAUGCCAAUGGCUGGAAGUGGACCGAUGGAGAUGAGCUGAGCUACAGACGAUGGUACAACUAUAACUAUGAGGGCCAGUGUGCUAGUUUGGAGGCCAUGUUGGAGAAAAACAACAAGCUACUGGCUCGUCUCUGUGAUGAGGAGCACAUGAUUGUAUGUCAGGGGCCUGUUUCCCCUCAGUCACUAGCUGUGGACUCUGUCAGCAUUGAUCAUGUGAAUCUAAGCUGGAAUGUUUCUGCAUUCAUGCAGACGACUUCUCAUUAUUACAGCGUAAUGAUAUGCAGCUUCAUUUGCAAGAUGCUCUUCUAUCCCUACAACAAUGAUUCCCACUUUAUGAGCAUCAAGAUCUCCAACUUAACUGCAGCCACAGAGUACUCAGUAAAUGUCUCUGCUGUUGUUGUUCGUCUUGACAGUGUCACCGGCAAGAACUUAAUUCUUCAAGAUCAUCCCGCAACUUUAAAAGUUAAAACAGCAACACCUAACAACGAUCAGAAAAUUGUUUACAAAAUAUUUAACUUUCUCAAACUGAUGAUUCUGGUGCCUGUCCUUUGGUUUAUAUAUAAUUUUCUAAAAAUAGAAAAAUGCACAGAGAAGCUCAAAGACAGAUCAUCUGAGGAGCCAUUAGUUCAAGAAGCUGUUGUUGAACUGUUACCUCAGAAAAGUGGAUUAGAAAAAUAGGAAAAGAUGUAGCAACUGUGAAUCAACUUUUUAAAUCGCCACUAAGAGGAUCUUAAGCUGUUUUUAACUAUAGAUGUUAAAAUGUUCAAGAUAAGUUAAUUAAGCUCAAUUAUUGCAAUACUGUGACUGAUUUAUUUAUCCAUAUUAACAGUGGUGGGCAGUCAGGGCAUUCAAGGCCUUCGUUGCUUGCCUAAAA
This is a messenger RNA of Cyprinodon tularosa, 1719 nucleotides long. Its product is annotated as snaclec echicetin subunit beta-like. Bases 600 to 1523 code for a protein of 307 amino acids. The record is from RefSeq and is a predicted model, not a curated record. The transcript has 5 exons. Gene Ontology annotation, molecular function: protein binding. Lineage: Eukaryota; Metazoa; Chordata; Actinopteri; Cyprinodontiformes; Cyprinodontidae.